Molecule: messenger RNA, 2687 nt
Organism: Spodoptera littoralis (African cotton leafworm)
Lineage: Eukaryota; Metazoa; Arthropoda; Insecta; Lepidoptera; Noctuidae
Source: the annotation of a GenBank genome assembly
CAGAAUGUUUGUUCGGCAAACAAGCUAUGGAGCUGGGUUCCAAGUGGUUUGCGGACUUGGGCCCUCCCUUCGGCGUGAUGUACUGCAUCAAAUGUGAGUGUGUUGCGGUUCAAAAGAAACGGCGGGUGGUAGCCAAGGUACACUGUCGGAACAUCAAGAACGAGUGUCCCGAACCAUCCUGUGACACUCCCGUCCUACUGCCCGGCAGAUGUUGCAAGACAUGUCCCGGGGACCUCAACUCUCCCGACAUCGUUCAAGAAGACAGUCCAGUUGUCAUAACGACUGAAGAAGAUGAAAAAAACAUGAAAUAUUUCGCAUCAUUUCUAACCGGCCGGUCUCCGCUGUGUGUACGACGGGAUGACAUGUCAGGGGUGCCUGUUGCGCACGGAGUGGCAACUGCUCGGUUCACGUUUCGGAGACGGCACCUCUACUGGUCCGUUCUCCUCAGCCCCUCCAUACAGACCCAACCUCGAGCACUCGCCUUCCUCGACAAAGAGGGGCGUGUGCUACUGGAACAGUCACUGAAGAGAAUACCCGGUAUACACGCGACGUACGAAGAAAAAACAGAUAAGCUUUGUGGUGUCUGGCGUCGAGUGCCGAGACAAUACAAGACUUUACUGAGAGAUGGAGACCUGCACGUGGCCCUGCUGUGGGGCGAUGCGCGGAACAACUCCAUCGAUAGCGCUCUCAGCGGCAGAAUCGACAGGUACCCUGCCCUUUCAUCAGAAAUGUUCACGACAUUGUUGGAACCAGAACAUCCUCCUACUUCGAUUGGACAGGGGGCUUGUCAGGACUACCCAGCAUUAGAGUACGAAGACGGCUGGUGGGGAGGCACAGCAGUGAUCACGGCAGUGGCUGGAGCCACUCCCAGUCUGUACCUCGCCCUGGUUUUCAAUGGAGUUUUUCCAAAAACUGCAGUCACUCCACACCUGGUCAGAGUGAUCCUCACUCUCCCAGAAAAGAAUCAGACCAUCAUUGAUCAGGUGCAGAGGGUAAGCAAACCCCAUUAUGACUUCAAUGUCCUGGAGGUAUCAACUCCAGUAUCGGCUGCAGAACUGAGAUCUUUGGCUAGAGGUCGCUUACUUCUCACUGUGGAGGCUGUUGAAGCUCCUGAAAGAAGAAUCGUGGGAACUGUGAGACAGAAAGCGGCCUGCGAAGUGUAUAAUACACCGUUGGUUUCCGAGAGGCUGUCAGCAACGCCUGCGCCUGAAGGACUUGCCUUGCUUUACAUUGACAAAGAAGGAUCGCUCGUCUAUGACAUACAGGUUGACAAUUUGGGUAUAACAGACCCUAAGAUAACUUUGGUGGAGGAGCAAGGCAAGCGUCACUCUCAGGUUGAGAUACUGGACACCCGUAUUGGAGUACUGGCGCGACCCAGUGCCAGGAUAUUCCAGCCUUUGUAUGAAGAACAGCUUGCAGUUCAUAUUAGUGCUGAUACCGGUCCUCCAAUUCUCCGUGGUCGUCUGACAUCGCGAAUGCUCCCUGAUGCAGCAGGGUCUGGUCCCGCUCUACUGCGAAGAACAGGACAAGUCAGGCUACCAGCUGCUAUGGCUGGGCUGGCGUGGCUGUCCGUGGACUCAUUAUGUGGACUGUACUACGAGACGGUGAUUACCGGUGGUAAUGCUCGUUCGUGGUCAUCCUGGUGGCUGGGGACUCACCCUGGCACUGAAGUUGCAGCUAGAGAAUUAGGCGGUGAAGAAGGAUGGGUGUUAGAGCCGACUUCCGCUGAGCUGGUGGCGCUACAUCUAGGAGCUUCAACCCUAGAGUUGCGAGCCCACGACAACGUUACUGUGAUCCUGCGCGCGCGAGUACCACAGAUAAGCGUGCCUCCAUCGUGUUUGCCAUCCGUGCCAGGGACGUCGGACAACGAGCUGAUCCCCAAGUAUACUCCAGGACCUUUAGAAGACCAGAUGACGGACUACUCCUUAUUCCGCCUCAAUUAUUGUACGCAAAGAGAUAAGUACUACAAGCUUGGAGAAACUUGGACAGAUACUGAGACAUGUUCAAAAUGCUGGUGCGUAUUGGGGAUGGUGCGAUGUGAACCGGUGCAGUGCCCACCUGUCAACUGUCUGGUACCUACCAUUAAACCACCUGGACAAUGUUGCCCUAUUUGUACCAAUUCUACGACUGCUGUUUGGUCAGAAAAUGGAAGCUGCGUUCUUGCUGGACAGAGCUACGCCCCAGGGUCAUCAUGGCACCCUUACCUAGUCCCUGGAGGUUACGACACGUGUGCCAUCUGCACGUGCAACUUUGCGACCAGGCAAAUACAAUGUCCUAGAGUCAAGUGCCCACCACUACGCUGCAGUGAAAAAGAAGCGUACAGGCCGGACAAGAAAGCAUGCUGCCGUGUGUGCCCAGAGUUGAAAGCAAAGAAACCGGAUGAAGAAACUCCAAAAGAUCAGGGUGCACCACGUACUGCCGAAGAGAUUCUGGCAGAAGGAGGAUGCAAGUUCCCCGACGGGCCACUGCCCAACGGCAAGGAAGUGCAUCCCUCUAUCCAUUCGCAUGGAGAGCAGCGCUGUGUCACUUGUCGAUGCAAGGACGGGGAGGUGACAUGUGUGCGCAAACGAUGCGGACGCGCGGCGUGCGCGCGGCGACGGCGCGUGGACGCGUGCUGCGCGUGCACGCGACACCGGCGGCAGCGCGCGCCGCGCACGGAGCGGCCCGCGCCGCCGCCGCCCAGCUGA